AAGUAGAGUGAGUGUGGGAGGAGGGCAAAAAGGGAAUUCACAUCCCACCUCUUAUUUGUUCCCCCUACUCCUCCCUCUUCUAUUUUUUCUUCUCUCUCCUCCCCCUCUGCUUCUUCUUCAUCUUCUUCUUCUUCUUCUUCUUCUCUCUCACUACCCAUCUCCAUAUCUACCCACAUUCAUUCCCUGGUUCCUCCUUUCCAACUCACGAGAUCCCCAAUUCCCCAUCUCCCCCACUUUUCCUCCUCUCUCUCUCUCUCUCUCUCUCUCUCUCUCUCUCUCUCGUCUAUGUCCUUGUUCGCAUCUACGAACCCACCAUUUUCCUCCUCGCGCACCAUUCUCUGUGCCCAUUGCGAUUAGCUGCGUGAAUCGACCCCAAAGUUGCGAACUUUGGCGCCGCGGGAGGGUCGGUGGAGAGAGAGAGAUCGGCGAUGUCGCGCUCCGACUCGGCCCGGUUCGACCCGGACAGGCUCGACGCGGCCCUGCGCCUGGACGAGCCCAACAAGCCCGACUCCAAGCCCCUCCCCGACCUCGGCUCCCCCGUCUCCCCCCUCCGCCCCCGCGGCCCCGCCCCCGCCACAAGCGGCAGCUCCGGCUCCUCCGGCUCCUUCUCCUCCAAACCCCCCUCCUCCUCCUCCGCCGCCGCCGCCGCCUCCUCGGGGCGCCGGAGCCACUCCGGCGAGCUCCCCGGCGGAGGAGGAGGAGGAGGAGGAGGGGGGAGCACGGCGAGCUCGCCGGCGACCAAUGUGCUUCCCGCGGGGAACAUAUGCCCCUCGGGGAAGAUCGCGAAGAUGGGCGCCGCGGCGCCGCGGAGCGAUGUGCUUGGCUCCGGGACGGGCCACUACGGCCACGGGAGCAUAAUGUGGGGCGGCUCCGCCUCCGCCUCCGCCUCCGCCGCCGCGACCUCCGGCGACUCCCCGUCCUCGUCGUCGAAGCGGGCUCCCACAGCUGCGACCCUACAAGACGUGAUCAAGGUCGGGAACGAGCACUACAAGAAGGGGAACUACGCGGAGGCGCUCAGGCUCUACGACCGGGCCGUCGCGAUGUGCCCCGACAGCGCCUCCUGCCGGAGCAACCGCGCCGCCGCUCUGGUCGGGCUGGGGAGGCUCUGCGAUGCGGCCAAGGAGUGCGAGGAGGCCCUGCAGCUCGAUCCCGCGAACACCCGAGCUCAUCAUCGCCUCGCCUCCGUAAAUCUGCGGUUAGGGUUGAUAGCGAAUGCGAGGCGGCACAUCUCACUAGCGGGGCCGGGGCAGCAGCCCAAUCCGUCCGAGUGGAAGAAGAUGCAAGAGGUGGAGCGGCAUUUGGGGAGGUGCGAAGAUUCUAGAAAGGCAGGAGAUUGGAAAAGCGCGCUUAGAGAAGCCGAUGCCGCCAUCGCUGCAGGAGCCGACUCUUCCCCAUUGCUCUUAGCGUCGAGGGCAGAAGCCCUUCUACGCCUCCAUAAGCUCGAAGAGGCUGAUUCGAGCUUAUCGAAAGCUCCUAAAUUGGAAAACUCGUCCUCGUCUUCCUCAUCAAGUAAAUUUUCUGGGAUGCUAUCCAAUUCCUACAUCUACAUUGUUCAAGCGCAAGUAGAUAUGGCAUUGGGAAGGUUUGAGAGUGCGGUAACAGCAGCGGAGAAGGCGAGGCAGGUAGAUCCUGGAAAUAUUGAGAUCUCAAUGGCGGCGAACAAUGUGAGAUUGGUGGCGAGGGCUCGAGCUCACGGAAAUGAGCUGUUUAAAUCAGGCAAUUUUGCUGAGGCUUGUAUAGCUUACGGGGAAGGACUCAAAUAUGAUUCAUAUAAUCCUGUUCUGUAUUGUAACAGAGCCGCUUGUCGGUUCAAGCUGGGACAGUGGGAAAAAUCUGUCGAGGACUGCAACGAAGCCCUCAGAAUACAACCCAGUUACACAAAAGCACUUCUAAGAAGAGCUGCUUCCUAUACCAAGCUUGAGCGAUGGGUUGAAUCUGUUAGAGACUAUGAAGUUCUUAGAAAGGAACUGCCAGAAGAUACCGAAGUGGCCGAAGCCUUAUUUCAUGCCCAAGUCGCACUGAAAACAUCUAGAGGCGAGGAAGUCUCCAAUAUGAAGUUCGGUGGUGAGGUUGAGGACGUUACUAGCGUGGAGCAAUUCCAAGCAGAAAUUUCUUUUCCUGGAGUUUCAGUUGUUUAUUUUACGGCGGCGUCGAAUCAGCAGUGCACCCAAAUUUCACCUUUUGUGGAUGCUCUGUGCAAACGAUACCCAUCCGCCAAUUUCCUUAAGGUCGACAUAAAUCAGAGCCCUCUGGUCGCAAGGGCGGAGAAUGUGAGAAUCGUCCCAACUUUUAAGAUCUACAAGAACGGGGCGCGGAUGAAGGAGAUGAUCUGCCCCAACCAGCAGGUUUUGGAGUACUCAGUGAGGCAUUAUAGUCUUUAGCAGUGAUGUUUUGAAAUGAAAUGGUUCCUUAAAUAUAUCCUUCCCUCCUUGGCCAUAAUCUAUUCAAAACCAUAACAUGAGCCCCAUCAAUCCAACCAACAUGAAUUUUUCCUCAGCCAAAAAGAAAAAAAAAAAAGAAAAAAGAGCCAGAGCCAUAGAGAGAGACCACCCCAUUUUUUCCUCCUUUUUUACCCUUAUUUACCUUUUUUUCGUUUUACUUGAUCUUUACCCAUCUUAUCAAUUCUUUUCUUCUGUGACUCCUCUCUCAUCUCUGCAUGUCAAUUCCAAUUCCAUUCCCUAGUUAGCAUAGGAUACUCUUCAUUUUGGUUUUAUACCCACCCACCAUUUAAUUCUUCUUGAGAAGCCUAUUUGUACUGUUCAUUUACUUCCUCUAGAGAGAGAGAGAGAGAGAGAGAGGGAAAUAUGGCUGGUUGAAAUUUAUUACAUGUAUAUAUGGUACACCAAAACAUGAGAAGCCAUAGUGGAGGUAGCACAGGGCUGGGUUUUUUUUUCUGCUUAGAAAGAGAGAGAGAUAGAGAGGUCAUUGCUGUAAUUGCUGCUGCCAGUGGUGGCAACUCUGAUAUAUAUGCUACAUUUCUUUCAAUAAAAAAGCUCAAAAUUCUUUCUAA
Molecule: messenger RNA, 3010 nt
Organism: Ananas comosus (pineapple)
Lineage: Eukaryota; Viridiplantae; Streptophyta; Magnoliopsida; Poales; Bromeliaceae
Product: TPR repeat-containing thioredoxin TTL1-like
Exons: 7
Coding region: 429-2381 (650 amino acids)
Cellular component (GO): cytoplasm
Molecular function (GO): protein binding
Source: RefSeq, a predicted model, not a curated record